This is a messenger RNA of Mytilus trossulus (common blue mussel), 832 nucleotides long. Its product is annotated as fucolectin-like. The record is from RefSeq and is a predicted model, not a curated record. The transcript has 3 exons. The coding region runs from base 167 to 832 and encodes 221 amino acids. NCBI's taxonomy places the organism in Eukaryota, Metazoa, Mollusca, Bivalvia, Mytilida, Mytilidae.
UUUCAUUUGCAUGUUUUAAAAACACACAAAAAUAUCUUAAAAAAUCCAUUAAUUGUUAUAUUGCAUGACACAACUGUUGCUUCAAUGUUAAAGGCCUCAAAUUACAGUAGUUAUAAAAUGAAAGAAAGGUCAGCAUUUGGUAAACUAUCACAAGGCACUCUUGGCAAUGUUGGAAAUGCUGUUCUAUAUUUUUCUUUUCUUGUUUCACGUUGUGGUACCUUGUCAGAUAACCAUUACUGGAAACAAUAAUUUGAGCAGUUGUUGCACUGAGUUGGAGAAGAAGGUCAGAGAGCUUGAGUACAAAGUCCAAAGCAAUGCAUUGAAGGCAAAGGUUGAAGCACUGGAAGGGCGUAUUGAAAUGUUGGAACAUGGACAAAGUGGAUUGUGUGGUAAGAAGAAUCUAGCAUUGAAUAAAAAGUGCGGACAGAGUUCAUAUGGUAAAGGACAUCCUUCGUGUGGUAUUGGUAAUAAUGGGAAUCUCAAUACCUAUAUGCACACAAUAUUCUACUGGAAGAAUGGUUUUUGGCACGGCGAAAGUAACCCGUAUUGGUGGGUUGAUUUGGAAAACAGUUGUCUGAUAAAACAAAUCAGAAUAUACAACAGGAAAGACUGCUGUGGCUUUAGACUCCGCGAUGUGGAAGUUACCGUCGGACAUUCAUUAUCUAAUAUGAAAUUGUGUGGUUUCUAUAAAGGUCCAGCUGCAGACGGAGAAAUUGUAAACAUAUCCUGCAAAUUACCAAGGGUAGCACGUUACGUCAAGGUGAUGAUAAAAGAGGAAAAUACAAAAGACACGUUCAUCCAUGUUAAUGAAAUUGAAGUUUACUCUCAGUAA